This is a messenger RNA of Colletotrichum higginsianum IMI 349063, 1707 nucleotides long. Its product is annotated as FAD dependent oxidoreductase. Lineage: Eukaryota; Fungi; Ascomycota; Sordariomycetes; Glomerellales; Glomerellaceae. Gene Ontology annotation, molecular function: oxidoreductase activity. The record is from RefSeq and is a predicted model, not a curated record. The coding region runs from base 1 to 1707 and encodes 568 amino acids. The transcript has a single exon.
AUGUUGGCUGACGCUCUCCUCCUAAGCAUGUCGACGGCCUACCACCUCUCCAACCACCCGAACAAGUUCGACGUCACCGUCAUCGACUCGGUCGACUACUGCGGAGGCCAGGCCUUCUCGAUCCCCCUCGACAAGGACCGCCACGGCGCCAGCUGGUUCAACCAGGGCGUGCAGGGCGGCAGCUACAUCUUCCACCACACGCUGACCAUGUUCGCGCGCCAGGGGUACCACGCCGAUCCCGUCGAGCUGCAGGUCUCGUUCGGCAAGGACGAGCGCUUCUGGACCAACGUCUUCCCCACGGGCUUCCUCGCGAAGCACCAGGCCGAGGUCCGCAGGCUGGCCUUCAUGCUGCGGUUCAUGCGCUGGUUCGAGGUCGUCUUCGCGCUGCUGCCGCUCAAGCUCGUCUUCAAGCUGUUCUUCUUCUCGGACGAGUUCACCAACGUCGUCGGCCUCCCCAUGACGGCCCUGUUCCUGGGCACCGGCAAUGCGACGCCCGAGGUCCCGGCCAUCAUGCUGGAGCGCCUCUGCACGUCGCCGACGUACGGCAUGUGGUACCCGGUCGACGAGGACAGCGUCGUCUCGAACCACCCGCCGAUGGUCGUCUUCCCCAACUUCACCGACUUCUACACCGCCUGGAAGAAGGACCUCGAGUCCCGCGGCGUCACGGUCCGCCUGUCGACCGAGCUGACCGAGAUCGUGCACCGCAACAAGCGCGGCGUGCUCGUCAAGACCAAGCCGCGCACCCCGGCCAGGGACGGCCACAACCCCGUCGACGGCGACCCGGACGCGCCCGAGUCCGAGGAGCACUACGACGAGCUGGUGCUCUGCGUCCUCGCCGACACGGCCAAGAAGGUGCUCGGCAAGACGUCGUCCUGGCGCGAGCGCAGGGUCCUCGGGUCCGCCACCUUCUCCGACGACAUCACCAUCACGCACCACGACGCCGACUACAUGAAGAAGUACUACGAGAACUUUUACGACGAGGACAAGGCCGUCCGCGUCCUCGGCAAGAACGGCGACCGCGACCAGUCGUCGCGCCUCGAGUACGCCCGGGACAACUUCCGGCCCAUGUACUACAUCCGCAUGUACGACGGCGACCUCUCCAAGCUCGAGAUGAGCUUCGACACGACCAACUACCAGUCCCAGUUCCCGGACAAGGUGCCCUUUGAGCAGCACGUCUUCCAGACCAUCUACCUCAACAAGGGCCGCGACCGCAAGCACUGGACCGACGGCGAGAUCGCCGAGGACAAGAUCAUCCGCGCCGACUGGUGGCACCAGCUCUGCCACUCGUGGACGCACUACCUCUUGGUCGUGCCGUGGAUGAUGUUCCUGCAGGCGCGGCGCCGCACCCGCUUCGCCGGGUCGUGGACCCUGGUCAACGCGCACGAGGUCGCCAUCAUGUCGGGCAUCGCCGCCGCCGUCGACCUGGGCGCCGACUAUCCGGAGGACCUCGAGCACGACCGCUUCGCUUUCCUGAGCUUCCGGCUGUACUACCUCCUCGCGUACGGCCGGUGGUACCGCCGGCGGUUCCAGGGCAGCGGGAGCCAAAGGGCCAAGGACGGCGCCGGGUGGGCGUCGGGCCUCUACGGCAGCGUGUACAAGGGGCCCGGCGUCGCGACGGAGGAGAGGUCGACGUGGAGGGAGGAGGUCAAGGCGGGCCGGAGCACGGAGAACCUGGCGGACGGCAACAACGGGCGCAGCCAGCCUUGA